AUGACACAAGUUUAUGUUGGAAGAAGGGUAACUGGUGGCACAGGGCGCACUGGACCUGAUGCUUUUGAGGUUGCUCUAAGGCUUGAGCAUCAAAAUGGUAAAAGCUGCAGUUAUGGCCCACCUUAUGAGUGGCAAGUCUACAGCACUCUUAAUGAUUGUUAUGGACUUUCCUUGGUCUAUUAUAAAGGUCGCCAAGGAGACUACUAUAUCCUUGUCAUGGACAUGCUAGGACCGAGUUUAUGGGAUGUAUGGAACUCUAACAGCCAGAUGCUGUCUGAAGAGAUGGUUUUUUUUCCACGUGGACUUCUAAUUGGACAGAAUUUAGCUUUGAAGGAUCGGUCAAGGUUGUCUGAACCAUUUAAAGAGCUGGAUAUCUUGUUGACUCAGAUCGCUGCAGGCCAGAGACGACAUUAUAGCUUGAAGCUGUUUCGAUUUAGCAGCUGGAUGGGAGAGGUUGCCAAGUUAACAAGAGGGAAGUUCAUUGCAGACACAAUCACCCACUUCAGCGUGUAG
Messenger RNA from Vitis riparia (riverbank grape), 513 nucleotides. Its product is annotated as casein kinase 1-like protein HD16. The record is from RefSeq and is a predicted model, not a curated record. NCBI's taxonomy places the organism in Eukaryota, Viridiplantae, Streptophyta, Magnoliopsida, Vitales, Vitaceae. The transcript is spliced from 3 exons. The coding region runs from base 1 to 513 and encodes 170 amino acids.